This is a messenger RNA of Malus domestica (apple), 943 nucleotides long. RefSeq lists its product as uncharacterized. The record is from RefSeq and is a predicted model, not a curated record. Gene Ontology annotation, molecular function: fatty acyl-CoA hydrolase activity. Lineage: Eukaryota; Viridiplantae; Streptophyta; Magnoliopsida; Rosales; Rosaceae.
GUACGUACGUACUUUUUCAAGUCGGCAAGGUCAUUGGUGUUUAAAUUCGAACCAGGCCGGAGCGAGUCGUGACUCGUGAGAGAUGGAUCCGAAUCAACAAGGUAAUAGUAAUAUGGAGGGGGCGAAGAGGUUUCUGGGGCUGACUCCGGACGAGUCAGAGGCCGUGUCGCGACUCGCUGUUCCAGAACGGGCAGCCGGCGCGGGAAAGUGCUUCUACGACGCUUUCGCUGUUGCGGGAAUCCGAGUCGACCGAGUCGAACCCGGACUCGUCGUCUGUUCUUUCAAGGUCCCUCCUCGCCUCACCGAUAGAAGUGGAAAGUUGGCAAAUGGUGCAAUUGCAAACCUUGUCGAUCUUGUUGGAAUUUCUCUGGAAUUUGGCGAGGGACUCGGUAGUGUUUCAACCAACAUAUCUAUCUCGUAUCUCUCUGCAGCGAAGAUUGGUGACGAGCUAGAGAUCACCUCAAAAAGAUUAGGAAGAAGAGGAGGUUAUACGGGAACAGUGAUAGUUUUGAGAAACAAAGCAGCAGGGGAGAUUAUCGCCGAAGGUCGACAUUCGUUGCUCCGUUCAAGUCGUGCUAGCAAACUCUGAGUUUCAACCUCCGUCCCCUUGAAUACUCCUAUGGCGACGGUCGUGAGGUGAGACAACAAACAACUAGGCACAAGUUCUGGUGAAUUCCACGGAGGCUCUGUACAUUUAAAGAACGAAUGAAAUGAGCAUUGUCGUAAAAACUUUAUAUUGGUAUCAUAUUAUGUAACUUAUGUAUGAACACAUCUUACUUCUAAGAAAACAUCUUUGAGAUUAGCUGAUCUCUGAAGAACCUCCGCUAGCAGUUCCGAAUAAUAGCGAUCACAAAGAAUUGAAGAACCAACUUCAAUUGCUUGAGAGUAUUAAAAGACGGCAGAGGACCAGCCUUCAUAAGAGAUACAGGUAUUAUGACGACGA